AUGCCCGAGUGGGGCGUGCGCGCGCACGGUGGGAGAAUCGCGGUGGUGGUGCCAAACGGGCCCGAACUCAUGACUUCUUUGAUGUGCGUGUUGCAGCGACACUGCGCGGUGCCCAUCAAUCCGGUGACGACGCAAGAGGAGAUUGAAGAAGAGCUGUUGAAUACGAACGCGAAAGUGUUGUUGUAUCAACGUGACGGGGGUAAGGGCGAUGUUAAGAUGCGUCGGUUGUGCAAGAAGCUCAAGUUGACGCCUUUGAUCAUCACGCCGAGCCCGACAGUGGCGGGCGAUUUCACUCUCAUCGGCGAUCCGUACGGCUUAGCCACAGAAGAGGACUCGGCUGGGAACGACAUCGAGCUCAUGCAAGCCGACCGCUUGGCUUUGAUUCUACACACGUCUGGGAGCACGGGGAAAAAGAAGGUUGUUCCCAUUGCGAUGUCGCAAAUCCUUAUCGGCGCCGCCGCCAUCGCGGCGUCUUGCGGCUUGAAUGAAGACGAUAUUUGCUGCAACUUCAUGCCGUUGUUCCACGUCGGAGGUAUCUUAAGAAAUGUACUGGCGCCAAUCAUGUCCGGUGGAUCCACGGUUGCUAUGCCUUUCUUCGAUGUCGACAACUUUUGGGAAGUCCUCGAGAGCAAAAAGUGCACGUGGUACUACGGCGCGCCGACUAUGCACAUGCUCAUCGUAAAGUCCGCGGAAACCAUGGCGAAGAACGACAAGGGAUCAGUAAAGACAUGUGUGAGGUUUGUCGCCAACGCUGCGGGCCCGUUACAACCGGCGACCGCGACGGAACUUCGACGCUUGUUCAACAACGCCUCGGUUUUGCCUUCGUACGGUAUGACGGAGUGCAUGCCUAUCUCGUGCCCGCCCAUGGGAUACGCGUUAGAGCGCCCGGGGACUUCUGGUCGAUCAAUCGGGCCGGAAAUCGGCAUCAUAGACGAUAGCGGUAAUCUUUGCCCUUCUGGUGCGGUUGGGAACAUCAUGGUGCGUGGCCCUCUCGUGUUGACCGGGUACGAGGGCGAAGCGCCCGGUUCGAGCGGAUUUGAGCCGGGAGGCUGGUUUAACACUGGCGACAUGGGUAGGAUGGAUGAUGAUGGUUAUUUGUACGUCACUGGUCGGACGAAAGAAGUCAUUAAUAGAGGAGGGGAAAUCAUCUCGCCGGUUGAGAUUGAGGAAGCGCUCGCGUCGCUACCGGCAGUGUCUGAGUGCGUCGCCAUCUCUGUCCCACACGGUACGCUUCAAGAAGUUGUUGGGGUCUUGGUUGUUCCAGUGAAAGGUGGACAAGUUCCCGGUAUGCGGCAAAUCGUACAGCACGUCGCCAAACGUUUGCCACCGUCCAAGUGGCCGCAGUGCCUUAUUUUAGCGAGUGGCAUUCCGAAGUCCAUCACGGGAAAAGUGAGUCGCAGCGUGAUCACUAGGCAGCUGCGACUACCUUCGCUCGAAGAUGGUAUGCGGGAGUUAGAAACAACGUUUGAAGCAGACUUUGCGGACAACGCCCUCUCUGGGGCACAGGCAUUGAAUGUAGACAACGCCUCGUCAGAAGUCGUGCAAGCGCUUCUUCUAGUGCCUGGCGUCAACGACGCCGGAGCUUGGAUGGAUAGCACCGGCUCAAUCAUCGCUGUCGUUACCCCGAAAACGCUCGAUGCGUCAUCGGUGAGCUCGGCAUCCACGCGUUACCUUCCUGGUUAUCUUGAACCAAAGGAAAUCUUGCCCGUGGCGUCAGUCCCACGAGAUGCGCAAGGCGCCAUCGAAGUUUCCAAAGUUUACGAAAUGAUGCGCCAAGAUUUGACAGACGCUCCAGCGAACCCCAAUCAAGAGCUUCUCGCGCAUUUGUGGGGCGAAGUGCUCGGUACGGAUUCGAGCAUGAUAUCCAUCAAGGAUGAUUUCUUCCUGAGCGGCGGCUCGUCCAUUGCGGCGGGUCAACUCGCGGGUUUGAUUCGCAAGAAGUUUGAAGUCAACAUCACCGGAGCGGAUAUGUUCGAGCUUCGCACGAUUCAAAGAAUUGCGCAGAUGAUCGACAAGCGUACGAAGGAGGCGGAGAGCUCGGAUAGUAAGCCGACGCACGCUCCACGACCCGUCGGCCCGGUUGACUGGGUCACGCCGAAGUCAAGCUUGGGCAUCAUCCCGAGCAUCGUGCAGCUAAUGCCCUUGUACCUGAUCAAGCCAUUCUACAACAUGGCACGUUGGGUUUUGUUCUUGAUGUGCUGGUCGCACGUGUUCCACUACCUCGGUCCGAGCUUGCAUUGGAUGAGGCGCGAGCACUUCAUGGCUAAGGCUCAAAAGUUUGGCAUGAAUGAGGCGCAUUCGCACUUUUACAGUACCGUGCAGCUUCUGUCGUUCUUCGUGGCGAUAUUCUUUGUAGCUUUGAUCGUGUCGAUACUGUUCCCACUUAGCGCGAUCGUGUUCAAGUGGGUAGUGUUGGGGCGAUUACAAGCGGGAUCGUAUCCACUUUGGGGGCAGUACUACUUGCGAUGGUUCUUAGUCGAGCAAGUGACCAAGAUUGCGGGUCUCGGCAUUUUUGAUCUUUCUCCAUGGUUGUUCACUUGGUACAUGCGCAUGAUGGGGGCUUCGAUUGGAAAAAGUUCAUAUGUUAGCCCGAAAGCCAUCAUCGGCGACUUUGAUCUUAUCACGAUUGAAAAGAACACCACUGUAGAUGAAGGGUGCAACAUUCGCGCCUUUGAAGCGCGUCGCGGCGGUAUGCGUCUGUCGCCAAUUUUCAUCGGUGAAGGUUGCACGCUGUGCGUCCACGCGGUGUGCGGGCCGGGCGCAUACGUUCCAGCUGGUUCGACACUUGCCGCUUUCACAUCCUGGAGAGAGAUGGAUCCGCAACAAGUCCGGCCCGUGAGCACGAAAACGGCACAAAUGCACUCGGAAACGCCGCGGUUGGCGUCGCGUUUGUUCGUCGCGUUUCCCAUCGUUUUCACGUGCUUCUUCGUUCGUUGGCUGCCGUGGCUCGACACACUUGACAACGACUACGACGCGCUCGAAGUGUUCGUCACGCUGCUCGGGCGUUUGAGCUGGACGGAUUGCAUCGAAUGGUUUAUGGACCCGUUUCGGCUGGGUUGCAUAGCGCUUGCGCGUCUGAUGCACGCGACUGCCGGCCCGUUUGUACAGCUUUUCGCGACGAUUCUAGUCAAGCGCGUCAUCAUUGGUAAGUUUAAAUCUGGCGGCUUACCGCAAGCGCCGGCGGCGCGCGAGUGGGAAUUGACACGUCGCUACAUCAUGCGUAAACUUUGCCCUAAUGGCAAGUUUUACGGUGCGACGGAUCUACUAGGUAAGCAUUACCAGUACACAACGUAUAUUUACCGUGCGCUUGGCGCGACGGUUGGUGAGCGCAUAUUCUGGCCAGGCUCUGGCGUCAUCGUCGGGGACGGAAUGUACGAUCUUUUGCACAUAGAAGACGAUGUCGUGUGGGGAUCACGUUCUGCGGUGUAUCCAGCAGAUACCAUCGGAGCUCUUCCCAUACGUAUUCGGCGUGGCGCGAACAUCAGCGACCGUUGCGUCAUCUUUGGAGGCGUUACUGUGAUGCCGAACGCGUGCCUCGGCUCUGGGAGCGUCGCCGCUCGCAAGAUGACGAUUGCGAGCGGGUCGAUUUGGGUCGGCAGUCGCAAUGGCGUAGCCGUACAACUCGACCCUGGCGGUGCGUCGAGUAUGAUGGAUGAGCGCCAGACCGCGAAGCCAUUCGGACGUGCAACGUACUUGGGACAAGCGACGUACCCCGUCGUCCCGUGGUACUUCAUGCCCGUGAUUUGUAUCAGCGUGCAAAUUUUCAAAGCCGCCGCGAACAUGUUGCCGAUUUACGUCGCGUGGUACGCCACCGCGUACAUCUCCAGAGUAUACCUUGACGAAGAUUGGCAAACUCUCGACGCGACACGGUACUUGAGCAUCUUGUUCGUCGUAUUCUUGAUUUUGCGCGGUGUUCAAACGACGUUCAAUCUCGUGAAUUCCAUCUUUCUGAAGUGGAUCAUCGUCGGUCGACGCACGCCCGGAAACUAUCCGUGGGACACUAGUUCGUAUUGUUUCCGCUGGAAACUGUGCGAUAUCAUGAGCGACACGACAGAUUUAAUGCUUCUCUCCGGAAGCGAACAUUUGUGCCGAUACUUCCGCGCGAAAGGAGCCAACAUUGGGCAGAACGUUUGUUUGUACCCCACGGGAGCGGAUCCGCCCAUGCCCGAACCAGACUUGGUCACUAUUGGCGACGGCGCGUGCAUCAAUUUCGCCCACGUCAUCGCGCACACGAAUACGUUGGGCGCUUUUGCGCUGAACAACAUUCUCAUUCGCGAACGCUCGACCCUCUGCAUGGAGAGUCGUGUCAUGGGUGGCACGAAAGUCGGAGCAGAUUCCAUUCUCCUCGAACACACGCUCGCAAUGGUGGGUGACGAUGUUGAACGCGGGGGGAUCUGGCAAGGAUGGCCCGUACAAAUGGUUUUGAAUUCGUGCGAACGCCCGCGCGGAAAGUCGUCGCCGUCAGGCCCCGAGAAGGCAAGUCCGAUGGCCAAAUCAUAUGGGGCCAUGUAAAUACUGUAUCUACUAUAGACACAUCACAUAUUCUAUUCGUUUCAAUUUGGUU
Molecule: messenger RNA, 4564 nt
Organism: Ostreococcus lucimarinus CCE9901
Lineage: Eukaryota; Viridiplantae; Chlorophyta; Mamiellophyceae; Mamiellales; Bathycoccaceae
Exons: 2
Coding region: 1-4512 (1503 amino acids)
Biological process (GO): fatty acid metabolic process
Molecular function (GO): medium-chain fatty acid-CoA ligase activity
Source: RefSeq, a predicted model, not a curated record